Molecule: messenger RNA, 1262 nt
Organism: Oryza brachyantha (malo sina)
Lineage: Eukaryota; Viridiplantae; Streptophyta; Magnoliopsida; Poales; Poaceae
Product: ubiquitin-conjugating enzyme E2 32
Exons: 5
Coding region: 122-1063 (313 amino acids)
Source: RefSeq, a predicted model, not a curated record
CUCCCGUCCUCCCCCCUCUUCGAUUCCCCAUUCCGGAGGCUUACCCUGCGGCGAGCGGCGAGCGGCGAGCGGCGGCGGCGGCGGCGAGGGGAGAGGGUUCCGUUCCGCGGUGUUGGCGGAGAUGGCGGCUGCGGCGAAGUACAACAGGGGAAACCCGGCCGUCAAGCGGAUCCUUCAGGAGGUUAAGGAGAUGCAGUCCAACCCAUCCCCCGAUUUCAUGGCCCUGCCCCUCGAGGAGGACAUCUUCGAGUGGCAAUUUGCGAUCCAGGGGCCACGAGACAGUGAGUUUGAGGGUGGAAUCUACCAUGGAAGGAUCCAGCUGCCCUCGGACUACCCGUUCAAGCCACCAUCAUUCAUGCUGCUCACGCCAAGUGGAAGAUUUGAGAUUCAAAAGAAGAUUUGUUUGAGCAUCUCCAAUUACCACCCUGAGCACUGGCAGCCAUCAUGGAGUGUGCGCACAGCUCUUGUAGCCUUGAUUGCAUUCAUGCCAACACCAGGUGGGGGGGCAUUGGGUUCAUUGGACUACAAAAAGGAAGAUAGACGGGCACUAGCUACCAAAUCACGUGAAGCACCACCAAAGUUUGGCUCUCCAGAACGCCAGAAAGUAAUUGAUGAGAUCCAUGAGCAAAUGCUCAGUAGGGCUCCCCCUGUUCCUCAGCUUCUGACAAAUGAAACCAACACGGAGACUAACCAAUUGCCUGCAUCCGAUACUUCUGACGAGCAUGCACACAAGGCAGUUGAAGGCGUGAACACAUCUGGGUCCAGCUCAGGCUCUAUUGAUAAUGACCUUCCAAGGCCUGAUUCUGAGUCUGAAAUUGCACAAAACAUUGUUGAAGCUCCGGCAGAAGGGGUUACCAACCAUUCAAGAACCAACACGAGCAGAGAAAGCAUUCCAGGAAUUGCUCCAACGCAAUUGAAUCCUGUUGUUGAAAUCCAGAAGCCAAAGCAUGACAGAUUAUUGACCUUAGCCGCAUUUGGGCUUACUCUUGCUAUUAUGGCCCUUGUUAUCAAGAAAUUCUUGAAAAUCAAUGGUCUGGCUGGUUACAUUGAGGGCAAGUUUUAGGUAGGUUUGUGCAUAGAUUGGAUAAGAGCUACCCAAAUUCGUUGUCUGAGCGGCUGCUAUGCUUACUAUAAGUUAUAAGAAUUGUAAAUGGUUUUAGUUAUAGAUGAAGGUGAACUGGGACGGUGGUACUACCAGUACCGUAUUGUAUAUGCAGUACACUUGAUGAAAAUCGCUAUAGUAUCUUACAUUACGUUUGUUA